Molecule: messenger RNA, 2708 nt
Organism: Saccostrea cuccullata (small rock oyster)
Lineage: Eukaryota; Metazoa; Mollusca; Bivalvia; Ostreida; Ostreidae
Product: ERC protein 2-like
Exons: 13
Coding region: 25-2181 (718 amino acids)
Source: RefSeq, a predicted model, not a curated record
GGUGUAAGGUUGGCUUGAAUCCAUAUGGCUUGUACCACGAAAAAUAGAUCAGACCGAGAUAGACAAUUUCGAAGUUUACAGCAUGGAUUCAGAAAUCUUAAACAUAAGACCAGAGAAAAUAACUUAACACCUGAAAAUGCCGAGCCGAUCGUCAAAGAAUUAAAGACAGAGUUGGGAAAUCUCCUACAGGAGGAUGGAAGUAAGGAACGUGGGCAGAGAAUUUUUGAUUUUGAAUUGUUUGAUAAAGAAAAACAUCAGAGCAAGUUGAUUGAAACGAUUAACAGCCUUGAAAGUCAGUUGAAUGGAGUUGAAAGUGAACUUGGUCAGAUGAAGAACGUUGAAAAAGAAGAUAAAAAAUACAUCGCCACCUUAGAUUCGCAACUGAAACAGAAGGAUAGAGAUAUGUCUGAUUUAAAGGAUAAAAUAAAACAACGUGAAAGUGAUUAUAAGAGAAUUGAAAAAGAAGAUAAGGACUACAUCAAUUCCUUACUAUCGCAACUCAGUCAGAGGGAUGAAGCUAUUUCUGAAUUAAAGGAUGAAGAGAAAAGGCUGGAAGAAAAAAUAACACAGUUGGUUGAAAUAAACGAUUCAGACAGAAAACGCUGUGAAGAAUUAAAAGGGGAACUGAAUACGCUUGAGAAAGAAAUUACAAGAAAAGACGAAACCAUUGAUGAUUUACAAAAAGGAAAUAGGGGACUGAUAGCGAAAAGAGAAGAGUUGUCUGCAGAAAUAGAAACCAUGAAAUCCAUUGAAAAGAGACUGGAAAAAGAAAAGAAAGAACUACAGCAUCAUGUAAAAAAAAUGACAGAUGAAAACAAGAGACAGGAAGAGGAAUUUGCAAGAGCUUAUGAAAACCUAAAUCAUCAGAUCACCCAUUUAAGUAGAAGUCUUGAGGAACAGAGGAGAACCAUCGACAAACUGCAGAAAAAUUUGUCAGAAGAGAAAAAAGCAAAGGAAAAUGCCUUGAAUAGACUUAGUGCCGCAGCAGCCAAUAGACUAAGAGACCAGAAUCCUGGAAUAACAGACCUUAGUGAUCCGAACCGUCCCCUGAAAUUGGCUGAGAAGGUGUCAGAGCUGUAUGACAACGAAUGGACAAACGCUAUGGAAAAUUUAGAGUCUGAGCUGGAUAUUGAAGAGGAAAAGGGGAUUAAAAUUUUAUUAAAAAUUAUUAGAGAGGUUUUUGACGCGUGCACUGAGUUUGGAGACAGUCACCUUCAGUCAUUCCCUGAUAUGCUGAUUUUACCUGCAUAUUUUGUACACAAAGAGAAAGACAGGAUGGUCAAUGUCAAGGACCUACCUUCUGAAAUGCUUAAACCAAUGAAAGAUUUUCGAAAAUCGCACGCAAAACAUGCAAUAAACCAUUUGCAAAAGUUCUUUGCCACUGAUGAGGGAAAGUCAAAACUGCAGAUAAAGAAAAAAGUAUUCAAAACCUGUGAAGAAUACAUUAAUAAGUGCAUAGAACUAUGCUGGAUGAUGCGAAUUCAAGAUCCACCAAUUUAUAUGGAAACAGAAUACCCGACAAAUUCAGAUUUUGACUCAAACAAAAUGCGAUCGUACACAAAAGCAGGAAAAUUCAUACAUUUUGUUGUAUGGCCUACCUUCUUCCUGCAUAAGGAUGGUCCACUAUUGGCAAAAGGGGUAGUGCAAGGGAGCAAAAUAGAAAUAAAAGAUGGAAAAGAAAUCAGUAGCGAUGAAGAAUGCAGUUCAUCAAACGCUGACUCUGACGUUGAAGAAUUUACUGAUGCCCGCUCACGAACCGAUUCACAGCCGGGAGAUAAUCUUAAGAAAACCACCUCUCAGGAUGAAGUCAGAGAUAUACCAGAACCAAAUCAGCUAGGAAAUAAAGAAAUCUCGCAGGAAGGAGAUCACGGAGAUGGAGCAUCAGACGAUGGUACGAAUGACACAACAGGGGGGACAUAUGGCACCAUCGACAUUCCGGAGGAGCAAAAUAACACCGACGACAAACCAGGGGAACGAAACAACAUCGACAACAAACCUAAAGAAACAAAUAAUACUGACGACAAACCAGAAGCAAAUAACGAUACGCAUAUUAACCAAUCAAAACCGCCAGGAAGUGAAGCAAAUGAUGAAAAGAAAGCAGCUAAUUCAGACGACACGAAUGGAAAAGACGGAGGUGAAAGGGCUGCUGAGCAGAAAGACGAUGACGAAACACAGUCAUAGAAUGGAGUCAGAUGUAUCAGUGACUUACUACGCCGAAAUUAUACCUUGUAUCUUUGUACCUUAUACUUAAAGCAAAUAUUUUAUUUACCAAAGCAUAGCUUGUAUCUUCUUGAUUUAAUUUCGUUGUGAAUACUAAUUAACUGUUAAUUAGAAAUUAUUUGAGAAGUGAUUCCGAGACUGGUAACCAAAAAAUUAUUUUAUUCAAUUAAUUGACAAUCAACACGUUCUACUUAAUUGAAUAUUAGGUAUUUACCUUUGAGAUUUGACUCCCCAGUGAUUCAGAAUUACAAGUAUACAUGUAUUUCUUUGUGAAUUUAGCAUGCCAUUCCUUUUCUGUUGAUGGUUGUUUUAACUGUAUAUUGACUUCAUUAUUUUGCUUUUACGAUAUAUGUGAAAAUUCCAAUGCUAAGGUUGUAGUAUCUUGAAUAUUUGAAUACAAUUUUAUAAUCAUAUCAUUAUUAUAAAAAUAACUCUUUGUAUUUUAGAGAAUAAAGAGUAUAAUACUUUUGAAAUAAAGAGCAUUUGUA